Messenger RNA from Cuscuta epithymum, 2272 nucleotides. Lineage: Eukaryota; Viridiplantae; Streptophyta; Magnoliopsida; Solanales; Convolvulaceae. The record is from the annotation of a GenBank genome assembly.
UAAGAAAUAGAGAACCGCAGCAACGAAUUCUCUGAGUUGAAUUCGGCACAUGUUGUAAUUCCUUCCAUUCUGGGAAACGGAUACUCACUCCUCUCCCUCCUGCUUUAUUAUCUUUACUCUUCCUCCAUGCUUUUCACCCUCUCUACUUUUUCUUUCUCCCCCCGCACUUCUUCUCCUCCGCCGAACCUCUCCCCGGUUGACUUCUCCCUUUGCCGUCGUUCCUUUUCCCGGCGAUACUCCGCCAUGCCUUCUGGUGACAGCUUCAUCACCCCUCCCUUUGAACUCACCACCGAGACCGACUUUGAUCGCAUCGUCUCCUCCGAUGGACUCGUCUCCAUUUGCGGCUUCGGCUCCCUCCUCUCAGAGAGGAGUGCUCGGAGUACAUUCCCCGGUCUGAUCAGCUUCAGAGUGGCCAAAUUGAGCGGAUUCCGGAGGGUUUUUGCUCAUGUAGCGCCUAUCUUCUUCGAGCGCGGCAUAGCUAAACCAGAAACCAAGGAAAUAUCAAGCCUGAGUGUGGAGCCUUGUGAAGGUGAAACCCUUAUAAUUUCUGCUUUCGAAAUUCCAAAAUCUGAGAUACCGGCAUUCAUUGAGAGGGAGCAUGAAUUUCGGUUUCUUGCUGUCAUCCCUGAAACAUUGAAUGGAUUAUAUUAUACAAAUUACGCAGUACUGUGUGCACGUUAUACAGAUGAGGAGUAUUUUAAGGAGAGAUGUAAAGGAGACCGUGAGACAUUGUUUGAGCGAUACGGCCAAUAUAACAUUGAUAGGAUCUGGCGAGAUGAUAUUUUACCCUGCCGUGCUUAUCUACGCCACUGUGUCCUGGCAGCGGAAAAUCUCGGUGAGGUAGCAUCCAAUAAUUUUAUGGAUCAUACGUACCUUGGAGACCGGAAAACAACCAUUCGUGAUUAUCUAGCAACAACUGGUUCGGGCAUCAUGGAAGAGCAGCUGCCUGGCCUUCUAAGAGAGAGAUAUGGUGGUUAACAUCAUGGCUAUCAAGUGUGCCUGUUUGGUAUGGCCGUAUGAGUAGUUGAAUUCGCUUAACUUUAGGUGUUUCCGUAAGGAUAUAUGUUUGGUAAAACUAAUUUCAGCCAAAUGAGUAAGCCAAAAGCUAUUCUGUUUAUUCUGUUGAUCAUAGUAAGCGUGAUCAGGCUAACUAACAGGCUCAUAGUAUUUGUUGACUACUGGUUCUUUUCUUUAAAUCAGUCGUCUCAUCGUUCAUUGGUCAUUGACAGUCAAUGUAUGGUUAAUAUCUAUUUCUUCGUUUCAGCUAAGAUGUUUUUUUUCUAUCGAUCUACAGUAGAGCGGUAAGAAGUUGUAUACGUCAUCUCCAUAUUCAGUUGUAGUUGUGACAUAAUCUUUUUGAAACUGGAGGUCGCUACACUUGAAGAAACUGCAAUAUGCAGGCUACUUGGUUAAAUUUUGUUGGUACAUAAUGGUCCAUGUUGCUGCAUAUUUGUCAUAUUGUGGGCUCCUAGUGUAGAGUUCAAGUGCUGAUAAAUCUUGAUUGUUCAAGUCAGUAGUAUAAAAACACGAAACAAGAAAUGUAGUAAGUGGCAUUUUAAAAACAUAGAACAUGAAACGUGCAAGAGGCAGGCCACUAUAAACCAACAGCUUAGGAGAGAAUAUGAAGCCAAAUAAGAACGAAUGCAAAUAUACAGGGAUGUAGCACUGGUGCUCAUUAAGAAUUUUGAGCAAUCCGACCUGAUAUGUGUCCCAUAAGCCCAAAAUGGAGAAGCAAACACCUUGUCAAAGUUGACACAAGAUGCACCCGAGCAUCUCACUCGCAUUGUUAGGAUACAAGAGCGGGAUAAGCCAAUCAUAGAGACAAUGAAAGGGCAAGAAGAGCUACCUAUUGGGCCAGCCGCCAGCACCAUGUUGUUGGAUUGAUGACCUGGUGAGAUAUAAGGAGGAUGGAAUGCUACCAAACGACAAAGAAAAGCAAGGGUGAUCAGAAGACGAGCUCCAUGCUACGUGAUUCGAGACAGAAUGCUUUACAAGCAAAGUUAUAAUGGUGUGCUAUUAAAAUGCCUAAGGCAUGAUCAAGCCGAACAAGUGGUGGUGUGAGAUAUACAUUAUGGAGGGCCUUUGGUGAUAACUUCAUUAAUGAAUCUUGUGCAUUUACAUCCACGUCAUGGAGGCAAUGCUACUUGUUUGUCAAGAUUGUUAAAUCAAUCAACAAUGAAUUUGAAUAGAUUUUUUGUUUUGUUUUGUUUCCAGAGCUCAAGCAUUAUACAGUAUAUAAGAAAUAAAUUUUAAUUUUCUAGCAACAAAUGAG